Molecule: messenger RNA, 471 nt
Organism: Acanthaster planci (crown-of-thorns starfish)
Lineage: Eukaryota; Metazoa; Echinodermata; Asteroidea; Valvatida; Acanthasteridae
Source: RefSeq, a predicted model, not a curated record
UGCUGUCGUUGGCGAGUGAGAGUCAACGGAUCUCGACUACCCCAGUUGAAGGCAUUGUGUAUCCCAUGCACCAUGUUUCGUAUUGUUUGUUUGUGUGCUUUGUUCAUUUGCGGCUUGGUCUUUGCAUCGGCCCAAGACAAUGUUGUCAACAAGGCCGAGAAUUUCGUCCCCGUAGACGAGUGGACCACUGAGCGAGUGGAGGCGAUGAUCAAAGCAAAAGCUGAGGCUGAGGAGAGAGGCAGGACUCCCGAAGAGGUGAGAGCCGAGGUUGACUACUUGUUCCACCUCUACGCCAAACACGUCAGGGACGGCAACUGUGGUGCCAUCAUCAACUUGUAUCAUCCGGAUAUCACGUUGAUAGGCUAUGAUGGGGAUUUCACGAAAGGACUCGAAGUGGACCAGUCCACUGAGUUAGCGCUUCUUAUCAUUGUUAGCGUGUCUGGGGCCUUCUGGCUGGCGCCCAGCAGAUAG